Chironomus riparius is the source of this 1782-nucleotide messenger RNA. The record is from the annotation of a GenBank genome assembly. NCBI's taxonomy places the organism in Eukaryota, Metazoa, Arthropoda, Insecta, Diptera, Chironomidae.
AUUUUAAUAUUGGUGAUUCCUGUUGUCAAAAAUGCAAGAUUAAAUUUAUGUUCCUCUAACAUAAAAGAAAAGGAUGUUAAGCUGGAGUUACGACGAUCAAAAGAAUCAAAUGGCGAAUCCGUUUCCAUUUAUGCCUGGACGAAAAUCUAGCAUUCCCUUGCCAUGGAGUACAAAUGUUCCAUAUAAUCCUUCUUCUGAGGAUUGUGGUCCAAAGAAAAUUGGCAGUUAUUAUGAAGCACCAAAGCAAAAAUCUGAAUGGCGUAAUGCGGUGGGCUAUGAAAAUGUAGACAUCACCCCAUUGCCCGCACAUCCAACAACUAAUCAACUUGUUCAACCUUGUUUUGUGCCUUCCGGCAUGUCAACGGAACCACUGAAUUUUCCAAAUCUUGUCACUGGAUUCGAGAGAAAUCCACAGCAUGCGGCAAGAGCUGCACUUUAUACGAGAUUCACCCCGAUGGAGUGGAGUCAACAUUGUAUUGCAACCUACAAUGAUUCUGACACGAAUAGAAAUCAUGCGGAAAGAAUGCGCUCGGAAGCUGUGCGAUUAAUGCGAGAAACACAUGAAAAAACUUCACAGGGUCAACGUGAUGCUGGAAGACGAUUAGGUGAACGAUUGACUGAUAUUACAUUUUGGAGGAAUGAAUUAAAUACCGAAUUGGAAGCUUUAGUUGCGGAAGCUGCUCAACUCACCGAUACAAAAAGAAAUGUUCAAAAAGCUAUUCAAGAUCUUGAAGCGCCAUUGCAUAUAACUCAAGAAUGUCUUUAUCAUCGUGAAAAUCGCAAAGGAAUUGAUCUCGUCCAUGACCAUGUCGAAAAAAGUCUUUUAGUCGAGGUUGAUAAUUUGCGUUCAUGCCAAGAAAAGCUCAACAGUUGCCUUAGUAAGAUUAACCAGCAAUUAUCUGAUUUGCGUUCUUCCCAAUUUCAAUUAGAAGAUGAUUUGACACAUAAGGAAUCUGCAAUCGGCAUCGAUUCCGUUUGCCAUCAAUUGAAUAAUUUUUCACGUGGUAUAAAUUAUUUUGGUGGUAUCGAGAAAGUAGAUCCAACAAUUAGUACGAUUGGUACAUGGGCUGCAUCAUCGAGCUUAAAUAUAAAUCGCUCUCAGUCUGAACGUGGCAAAUCAGCCCAAUUAAGAUCUGACGCGGAGGCUUUAAUUAAUGCAUGUGCAACAUCAGUUUGGGAUUGUUGGAGCAAUACAAAUAACUCAUUAAAUCGUCGUGCAUCGGAGGUGAUGGAAGCAAAGAGCAAAGUUCAACUACACCUUCAUAAAGUGCAACAGGAGAUAUUUGAUGUUGAAAAACACAUUGAGAUGAUACGAAAGGCCAUAAAUGAUAAAUCAAAUCCAUUAAAGGUGGCACAAACACGCUUAGAAGCUCGUGCUCACCGCCCUGAUUUAGAGUUGUGUCGUGAUAAUGCUCACGUGCGUUUAGUUGAGGAAGUUUGUGAUAUUCAGGAAUCUGUGGGUGCUUUACAGCGAAAAUUACAAGAUGCUGAAGCACAUCAUCAAAGCUUACUUAAAACAAAAUCUGGAUUGGAAGGCAACCUUAAGUAUAAAGUUGAUGCACUGUUCAUUGAUCGCGAGAAAUGUAUGGGAAUCAGACGUUCCUUUCCAGUUAAUAAUACUAUUAAAUACUAAUGCAAAAUGAAGAUUAAGCACCAUUCGAAAGCACCAGAAUUUUAUCGUUACUAGUUUUUAAUUCAUAAGUAAUAAAAUACAUAUAGUUAUGCAUUUAAAGCACACUGCUAGUCAAAUUUGUGUCAAAUUCGUCAAAAUAUUAAAUAAAU